Molecule: messenger RNA, 1312 nt
Organism: Drosophila ananassae
Lineage: Eukaryota; Metazoa; Arthropoda; Insecta; Diptera; Drosophilidae
Gene: Ubc4
Product: ubiquitin-conjugating enzyme E2-22 kDa
Exons: 3
Coding region: 447-1046 (199 amino acids)
Biological process (GO): proteasome-mediated ubiquitin-dependent protein catabolic process; protein polyubiquitination
Cellular component (GO): nucleus
Molecular function (GO): protein binding; ubiquitin conjugating enzyme activity
Source: RefSeq, a predicted model, not a curated record
UAAACGCAAAGCCAGAACAAAAAAAUAAUUCAAAGCUUGCAAAUUUUUCGCGCCAAUUUCUAGAACCUCUAUCGAUACGCCAAUCGAUAGGAAGUGUCGGCGAGCUUUCAGAAUUUUUCGCAUGAGGCCCUGCGGGCACACUAGGCUGGGGAAACAAAUAGCAAAGCAAAAUAGACAUGAGCACUGUAAAAAAGUCAUUUUGAACAAAACUGAGAAAGUGAGGCGCUCCAUUUGAUAUUUCUGUGCUGGAUGAGCUUGUGUGAAGCACUAACCCAAUCCGAACGAGACGAUCCCAGCUAGGUGGCCACCAGCCAGGCGUAAUUUACGCAACAAGGAGAGGGCAGCAACAAAAACAAAAACACUGAACCGAACCACUGCGAAGCGGAGAACGUAGAAUAGCAACCACAAAACACAGAUCACGGAACUCUACAUAACAUAUAUCCAUCAUGGCGAAUAUGGCUGUAUCGCGCAUAAAGCGGGAGUUCAAGGAGGUGAUGCGCAGCGAGGAGAUCGUGCAGUGUUCCAUCAAAAUCGAACUGGUGAACGACAGUUGGACAGAGUUGCGGGGCGAGAUUGCCGGGCCGCCGGACACACCCUACGAGGGCGGCAAAUUCGUCCUAGAGAUCAAAGUACCCGAAACAUAUCCCUUCAAUCCGCCCAAGGUCCGCUUCAUUACUCGCAUUUGGCAUCCAAACAUCUCAUCGGUGACAGGCGCCAUUUGCCUGGACAUACUCAAGGACAACUGGGCCGCAGCAAUGACCCUGCGCACUGUGCUAUUAUCGCUGCAGGCACUGUUGGCAGCUGCCGAGCCAGAUGAUCCCCAGGAUGCUGUGGUGGCCUAUCAGUUCAAGGACAAGUACGAUCUUUUCCUGCAGACGGCCAAGCACUGGACGAACGCGUACGCCGGCGGGCCGCACACUUUUCCCGAUUGUGAUUCAAAGAUCCAACGCCUCAAAGACAUGGGCAUUGACGAGCAUGAUGCUCGUGCCGUGCUUUCUAAAGAGAACUGGAAUCUGGAGAAGGCCACCGAGUGCCUAUUCAGUUAGCUUGACUAGACACUUACCCAUCCAGCGACUUCAGCAACUUCAAGAGAACCCUUUACAUAGGAAACCAAGCUAAAUUCUAGUUCAUCAGGCGGCGCAGAGCCAUGCAAUCUUUACAAUCAAUCAAGUCCCCUUCCUUCCAUUUCAAAUGCCAUUUGCUAAAAGCCAAUUUAGAUAUCCGUGAACUCCCAAAAAACAUUGUAAAUUGUUGUUUUGUACCCGAAAUUGUAUUGCCCUGUAAUUAUAAAACUUUGAUUUGUCCUUUUUGA